AUGACAACAAAUGAUAUAAUUAUACCAUUCAAUUUUAUGAAAAAUCUUUGUAAUGAAGAAAUGUUAUUUUGUGAUCAAACACAACCGUCACGAAUUUUGGCAUUCGCUUCAUUAACUGCUUUAAAACAACUUGGUUUAGCUGAAGAAUUAAAAAAAGAAAUUGUAAAACGUGAAAUUGCAAAUAUUUUGUCUUUACCACUGCUGCCACCAAAUAAAAUAAAUGCUGCAUUUCAUGAUUCAGUAGACGUACUUCAAUGUGUCAAUCCAAAUUUUCAAACAUUUCUUAACUAUGUUGAGAAAACGUAUAUUAUUAAUGCUAGAUUUAAUCCAUUAAAUUGGAAUCAUUAUGCAACAUUAACUGAUCGACCACGAACCAAUAAUCAGUAA
This is a messenger RNA of Rotaria sordida, 387 nucleotides long. The record is from the annotation of a GenBank genome assembly. Lineage: Eukaryota; Metazoa; Rotifera; Eurotatoria; Philodinida; Philodinidae.